Messenger RNA from Metschnikowia bicuspidata var. bicuspidata NRRL YB-4993, 4695 nucleotides. RefSeq lists its product as uncharacterized. Bases 152 to 4525 code for a protein of 1457 amino acids. Gene Ontology annotation, cellular component: THO complex part of transcription export complex. The record is from RefSeq and is a predicted model, not a curated record. Gene Ontology annotation, molecular function: mRNA binding. The transcript is spliced from 2 exons. NCBI's taxonomy places the organism in Eukaryota, Fungi, Ascomycota, Pichiomycetes, Serinales, Metschnikowiaceae. Gene Ontology annotation, biological process: mRNA processing; mRNA export from nucleus.
CAGUGGUUUAUUAUUCUCUAUAUAUCUUUGAUACGAUACGCACUCCAAGAGCGCGCAACUCCAAUCGACCGUUCCGUGAGUGAAUAGAUGCACGCACUCUGCUACUAAAGUCAAAACAAGUCGAAGCAUAUUUUCAGGCGUCAACUCAAGAAUGUCGGAACUGUCGGGUGAAUUCGAAUUUCUCACACAGUCUGUUGUGGCAGGUUUUAACGGCUCUGGUACGCAAAUCUUGCUUGAAGCGUUGCAAACGCCUGAAAUUCUGGAGGAGACAGCCAGUGACAUUGCCAGCCGUAUUUUCACUGAAAUUUUGAUGCAUGUGUUGACCCAAGACUUGUCAGUUGAAAGUGUAACUGGGUUUUUGAAGCUAGCCAUCAGUGAUGAGCUCAAAGCGAUUAUUUUCUGUCAAGUAUUCGAUGUGUUCCCCCAGGAUGAUACCUUGAUAGACUUGGUAACCCGUUUGCACAAAGACGAGUCUAUAAUUAACGCUUCUACCUUAGCACAGUACGUUGACUCAGAGACCUUGCCUAGGCUAGAUGUUGUUGCCGCCCGGAGUCUUACACGCCAAAUGAACACCAGAAAAAGAGACGAGUUUUUCACGCAAAACAAAUUUAAUUUGCUUCAUGAGGAAUAUGAGGGUUAUUCGAUCCUCGUUAAUGAGUUCCAAACAAUGUUCUCCAACGAAGAUAAUGAGUCCUUGGUCGAUCAUGCUGUAAAUGUCGUGUACUUGCUAAUUGGACACUACUUGCUAGAUCCAAACCGGGUGCUAGACAUACUCAUCGACAUAUGCGCAAACAACCUUGUUGGAAAUCAUCUGUUCAUCCUUAGCUUCUUUAAAAAGUCGCCAUGGUGGCCCCAAAUAGAAGGAAACUGCAAGGAUGGCUUGCAAUCCUUGAAUAUUGGUGGAAACCCAGCGGUAAUGAGCCUGAUAGCUUUGAGAUUAUCAGAGCAAUCUCAAGAAAGCAGAGCAUCAGAGACUCUAAAGAUCAUGAUUUGUCUUUUUAUUAAGGAAGGAUUCAUCAGUUUUGGACAAGUUUAUCCGUAUUUCUCGCCAUCCGAUGAUGAAAUGUCCAAGCUCGAGACAGUCUAUAAAAAGGAGCUCGAAGAAAAAGUCCUACAAGCCGGUGCUAGUGCCUUGGCUCUUGCUGCUCCGUUAGCAGACGAAGAGGAUGAAGCCCUUGAGGAUAAACCUUCUAAUUCUGGAACCUUGCCAUCUAAAGACACCGUCGAAUCAUUGAUAAGUUUCAACAUGAAAUUUCAAAUGUUAAAGUGCUUUCUCGGGAAUGGACUCUAUUGGCCAGCUAUUUACAUUCUCUCACAUCAUCCUUUUUUGGUGAACAUAGACUCAGAGAUCUCUGGUUUAAUGCAUCGAAUGUUAACGGCAAUCAUUGAUCCAUUCCACCUGACUUUACGGCCUUUCACUCCUGCCCAGCUACUGGCAUUUCAAAAGGAAAAACUUUUACCAGCCUUGCGACCACUAAACAAGGUAAGGUUUAGCGAGCCUUCCAUGUCACAAGUCUACUGUGUGAAUCCUGUUGCCAAAGAAGGAAACAAACGGAUGAUAUACUUCAUCACAAAUUGGUUUACUGGCAUACCAGUACUUAAAUCUGCUGAUGAUUUGAUUCCGAUCACACAUGACUUCCUAAAAUUUUUUGGACCAACUCUCGUUGAUAACUUAUCGAAUUUCAUCAAGCUUUGUGAGAUCAUCGUGGCAGACUUAGGUACAAGUUCAUGCGAAGAUAAAAAAAACGUGUGGUUUAAUUACUUUAGGAAUUACAUUUUACCAAAUGUUGGUUUCAUAGCUGAAAAUUCAGCACCCGUCGACAAAGCAUAUGAUAUCUUAUCAUUUUUUCUGGUGGAUGAACGUUUUAAUCUUUACGGAGAAUUGUACCAAGUUGUGGCCAAAAAUAACCCACACGUUAAAAUGGCGUAUGCAAAAGCGGAAAAAUCAACAAAAGAUAUUCUAAAACGGUUGUCCAAAGAAAACAUUGAGCCAAUGAAAAGAAGAUUAGCUAAGAUAAGCCAUUCCAACCCGUUAGUUUGUUUCUUGACAAUUCUUCAACAAUUAGAAAGUUAUGAUAACCUAAACACCUUGGUCGUCGAAACCGCUGUAUACUUCAACGACUACGGUUGGGAUAACAUGACUCUUGCCAUUAUGAUGAGACUCACAUCAGCCGGAAGAUCUAACAAACAAGCCAACGGUCUAAACGAGCGACAAUGGAUUCAGUCUCUCUCUUCAUUCAUUGGAAAGCUUUGCCAGAAAUAUCCUGAAUCUUGUGAUUUGAACUCGCUUCUCAGAUAUCUAUUGCUGUCGUUUCAUUCGAGUGGGAAUGUAGAUUUGAUAGUGCUCAAAGAGAUGUUGAGUUCCAUGGGGGGUAUUCAAUCAAUCACAAAUCUCACCCCCCUCCAAAUUGAUAUGCUUAAUUGUGAGCCAAGUAUGCAAAAAAUUGUUUACACGACAAUUGGAGAUAAGCGCUAUGAUUUUGUUCGUUCGGGAUCAAGAUUACGUGAGGCAUUAACAAAAAAUGGGAGUAUCAAUGAGUUCUUUGUCUUACUUUGCAAGAUCAGCAGAGAAUUGGUAGAUUCGUCCGAAGUUUCUCAUCUCAAAGUAUUGGCGAGUUCUAAAGAUGAAUUGGAUUCAGUAUUGCAUCUCAUCUGCACGCUCGUCGGAUUUUUUGGUGACGAUAGCUCCAAGUUGCUUUCAAUCGAUACAUUGAUCAAAGAAUAUAACGUGCCAGUUGUAUGGGCUUUUGAACUUUGGAGAAAUAUGCUUCUGGGUAUUCAUAUUGAUGACCUUCAAGAUCAGGUUGAGAAAGCGUUGCCUGAAGGAUGCCUUGACCAGAUCAAUCCAGACAUGUUUGUCUUGUUUUGGAAAUUGAGCCUAUAUGACUUGAACUACUCUUCAGAUACAUAUGAUCAAGAGUUGAGAAAGCUUAAAUCCAGAAUCAACAGUUUGAAAGAAGAAUAUGCCUUUGCUCGCAGGGACAAGAACGCAACUCGCGAAAUUCUUGAAUCUCUCAAAAUAUCAAUCUCGGAGACGGAAGCGCUAUCCUUGGCUAUGCCAUCUGAAAAAACUCAUCACAAGGAUCAUUCUGGAAUGAUUGAUGAAUAUUUGAGAACAAGAUUAAGCGGAAAACUUAUUGUUAACGGUAUCAAAGAGGCAAAAAGCUUCUUGCAAUUGUGUGUGUUACCUAGGGCUGUUCACUCUUCUUUUGAUGCAAUUUAUUGUGCUGAGUUUAUAUUCAAGCUCCAUAAGACAGGUGUCACUGGCUAUUCUUUGAUGACCACAUUCGAUGUCAUGUUCAGAAACCGCAUAUUCUUUGCAACUUUGUUUACAUGUACGCCCAUAGAAGCUGAAAAUUUGGGUAUUUUUGUUUCGGCUAUCUUGAAGGAAUUGAACACUUGGACUAAGGAAGAAGAAUUCCUCAAAAACACACAAGAAAAAAGCUUGUGUAAAGACGCUGACUCCAUAGUGAUGAGUUUUUCCGAAUUUCGCAGGAGCAUAUUUGAUUAUCACUCCCUUCUUUUGGAUGAUGUCUCGAGGGCCUUACAAGUAACGACUUACAUGUCAAGAAUGAACGCCAUAACCUACUUGAAAAACCUUCUAGGCGUUUAUCCAAUCGUCGAAGAUCAUUGCGAGUCAGUCAUUGAACUUAUCGAUCAAAUAACCCGAAAGGAAAAAAGAGAUGAUUUGAAGCUCUCUUCAAGUGCUUUGAUAGGACAUGUUAAGUCGCGCAAAAGUUCGUGGCUUCAUCUCUGGGAUUUUAUAGACUUGGAGGAGAAUGAGAAGGCUUUGCAGAUUAAAAAGCGGAGAGACAUAGAAUUGCAUGAGAAGCAAAUGCUUAAAGAAGAGGAAGACAAAAAAAUGGAGCUUCAAAAAUUGAAGGAAAUUCAGUUGCAAAAAGAAGAGCGAGAGAGAAGAAACAAGAAAGCCAAAACGCAAGACGAACCUCCUGCACCAUCUAUCUCCUAUGAUGAUCAUGCCAAACCAGCCUCAAGAUUGCCUUCUCGUAAUACUGAGGUUGUCAAAGGCAGGUAUGACAAUUACUCAAAAGCGCCCACUUUGCCCGCUACAUCUCUGAAUUCUCUGGAAAAGAACACAGAAAAGAUGUCGACCUCAAGCAGUUCUACACCUCAAACAAGUGAGUCUAAGGAUCAUAAAAACAUAAACCCAACCGGACCUUCCAUUUCUAAGAUGAGAUAUAGCACACGUGAUGACUCACUGAAUUCUAGAGAUGCAAGCUCCCGGGGUGAGCUGUCUAGUGAUUUGUUCAAACGGAGACAAGAGCAAUCAGAUGUCAAGGCAAACAAGCCUUCUCCCGGAAAUCCUCAGCUCAAAUCUCGGCUUGAAGUAGCGAGAAGAGAAUACAGCUCAAGAAACGACUUUGCAAAGCGGGAUGUCCAACAUGCAAGAAGCAACUAUAGCCAAGGAAGCUCAACAUAUACACUGAGAUCCUCCACGCCAGUCGUUACAGGACACGGCAAACAAGCCUUCUCCCGGAAAUCCUCAGCUCAAGUCUCGGCUUGAAGUAGCGAGAAGAGAAUACAGCUCAAGAAACGACUUUGCAAAGCGGGAUGUCCAACAUGCAAGAAGCAACUAUAGCCAAGGAAGCUCAACAUAUACACUGAGAUCCUCCACGCCAGUCGUUACAGGACACGGUCAAACAACACCUUCGUCUUCUUCUUCAAGACAGUCAG